UACAAACCUUGAAAGAAAGAAAGAAAGCAUCCACGGUGUUAGUUAAACUCUCAUCAUCAUCAUCAUCAUCUUCUUCUUCUUCUCUAUAUAAACCUUUUGUUUCAUUGGUAUGGCCAGCCUUUCUCUAGCUAUCUCUUUCAUGGUUCUUUAUCUGUGCCUUCUUCUAUCUCUUUCGCCUGCUUAUUGCCAUUAUUUUUAAUUAUCUUUUUUAUCCUACCAUAUAAGAACCAAUCUGUACGUAAUUGAUUCCCAAGAUUGUGUUAGCGUAACCCAAGAAAAACUAAAACUAGAACUAGAACUAGAACUAGAACUAGAAAAGGAAGAUUUAAAGCAAGCCCUCACGUACCCUUUUCUCUUUCAAUUCACCAACUUACAAAAUUUGAUUCAUUUCUAGUUGAAGUUUUUUUUUUCCCCUUUACGUACAUACAUAAGUCUUUGGAAGAUGGCUUGUUUGAUCUCUCGCUCAGGAAGGGAGUUGCAGAGAUAUGAUAACCAGGGUCGCCGCCAAGUUGUAGGAUGCAUUCCAUAUAGAUUCAAGAAUUGCAGCGAUGGCUCCAUUGGUGAUGAACUGGAGGUUCUUGUCAUCACUUCACAGAAGGGUCAAGAAAUGAUGUUUCCCAAGGGUGGCUGGGAGCUUGAUGAAUCUGUGGAAGAAGCAGCUUCUAGGGAGUGUCUUGAAGAGGCUGGAGUUCUUGGCCAUGUUGAGGAUGAACUAGGCAAAUGGAACUUCUUGAGCAAAAGGCAUGGCACAUUUUAUGAAGGGUAUAUGUUCCCUUUGCUAGUCACAGAGCAACUUGAUCUCUGGCCAGAAAAACAUGUCCGUCAAAGAAUAUGGAUGACUGUGGAGGAAGCCAGAGAUGUAUGUAGACAUUGGUGGAUGAAGGAAGCCUUGGACAUACUAGUUGAGCGGCUAACGUCUCUGCAACAACCAAAGGAAGAAAAUGAUGUACUGUCAUGCCCUCUAAGCUAGGGGAAGAUUGAAUUAACUUUGUACAUAAUAACAUGUUGCUUAUAGAGCAAAUUAAUGAGCUAUUUAGGGCAAAAUGUAUCGAUCCAAGGUUGAUAAUUGUAGAAAAUAUAUAAAAUUAAUUAAGAUAUAAUGUUCAUGUUUAUCUUUA
Hevea brasiliensis (rubber tree) is the source of this 1118-nucleotide messenger RNA. Its product is annotated as nudix hydrolase 17, mitochondrial. Lineage: Eukaryota; Viridiplantae; Streptophyta; Magnoliopsida; Malpighiales; Euphorbiaceae. Gene Ontology annotation, molecular function: pyrophosphatase activity. Bases 443 to 970 code for a protein of 175 amino acids. The transcript is spliced from 5 exons. The record is from RefSeq and is a predicted model, not a curated record. Gene Ontology annotation, cellular component: nucleus; cytoplasm.